This is a messenger RNA of Prosopis cineraria, 2151 nucleotides long. RefSeq names its product TMV resistance protein N-like. Gene Ontology annotation, biological process: defense response. The transcript is spliced from 3 exons. The record is from RefSeq and is a predicted model, not a curated record. Lineage: Eukaryota; Viridiplantae; Streptophyta; Magnoliopsida; Fabales; Fabaceae. The coding region runs from base 1296 to 1754 and encodes 152 amino acids.
UUCCUCUUCCUUCUUGUCCUUGCAGGUCGCUUUCACCAACUGUGGCUUCACACGUCACAAGCUUCAAGAAUGAUUCAUCUUGAGAAACUUCGCCAUGAUGAUCCGAUCCAAAGCAACACCAUCGGGGAUUUUGGAAAAUCUUUCUAAACCCCACAAUUCUCACAUUUUUCUUCAACGCUACCUUCCCCAUCAUCGACAUUUCCUGAUCUGGCUUCUCUCCACUGACGGAAAUCUCCCUACCAUCUUCACUGAUUGGAAACAGGGGAAUACCGGGAAGAAGACAGGGAAGAAACAGGGUGGGGACAAUCGCUUACUUCAAUGGACGUUGACUGUUUGUUGGUGGUCCGAAUGAAAUCGCCGGCAACCCAGCGGUUCCCGUCAUGUCGUCGUCUCUGAGAAUGGUUUUCGUGAAUUGAGCUGGCGGCAACAAAUUCGAAUCGAAGACUUUGAUUAUAUCGAGCACGCAAAGAUCUUGUGAGAAACUGAUUUUUAGUCGUAUGAGAGCUUUUAUUUCAGGGACGAAUUCAUCUUUUUUACAACGUUUUUCCACGCAGAGCCUUUUUCCCCCCAUCGUGAUUUGAGGGAUUUUAGGCUUCCAGAGGAAAGUGCAGAGUAACUUUCCUGGAACAACCAAACAAGCCACGUCCCUUUUCUUCAUCCUAUUUUCCUUAAACCAAACGGAUCCUUAGAGUCUUCAAUGUCACACAUUAGUGCUGCAGGUCCUUACACUCGUUCGACCUCCCCCGUGAAUUAUCAUGUUUUCUUGAGUUUUAGGGGAACAGAUACUCGCACGAACUUUACUGAUCAUUUGAAUUCUGCGUUGGUGCGGUAAGGAAUUGUCACUUUUAGAGAUGAUGAACUUAGAAGAGGAGGAGUUAUUUCAGAGGAACUCCUCCAAGCUAUAGAGCAAUCUAUGUUUUCCAUUGUUGUCCUCUCUCAAAAUUGUGCUUCUUCUUCAUGGUGUUUGGAGGAAUUGGAGAAGAUCAUGGCAUCCAGACAAGACCUCGGCCAAAUAGUUGUCCCAGUUUUUUAUGGUGUAGACCCAUCUAUUAUUCGACACCAAGAAAAUCUGGUUGCAACAGCUUUUGAGAAGCAUGAAGUAAGAUUUUCAUAUUAUAAAGUGCGAAGAUGGAGGGAAGCUUUGACCAAGGUUGCCAAAUGCCUAGUUAUCUGGUUGGUAUACAAGAAAUAAACAUGAAGCAGAAAUUGUUGAAGACAUCGCUAAAUUUGUAUGGAACAAAUUAUGCGAGGUAAUCCCAUCAAAAUUUGAACAUUUAGUUGGGGACAUUCAAUCGAUGGUAGAGAGGAUAGUCUCCCUUUUGAAAAUAGGAUUGGAUGAAGUAUGCUUCAUGGGGAUAUGGGCGUUGGGUGGCAUAGGCAAGACAACUCUUGCUCAAGUUGUUUAUGAGGCAAUACGAAGCAAGUUUGAUGCUGCUUGUUUUCUUGCUGAUGUAAGGGAAGUUUCAGAAAAGGAAGGCUUAGUUUUCUUACAAAAGCUACUCCUUUAUUAUGCUUUGGAAUGUCUGCCAUUAAUUGAUCAAUUAUAUGAACUUGAAAGCCUUCAACUGUGUUGUAGCAAAAUCAGAAAACUGUGGAAUGGGACACCGUUUUUAGGCAAGUUGAGGAUCAUUGAUUUAAGUGGUUCUGAAGAUCUAAGUGAAACUCCAGAUUUUAGUGGAACUCCAAACCUUGAAAAGAUGCUUCUUAAUAAUUGCCAUAGCGGGUUCGGGUUCAUGAAUCUGUUGGGCAGUUGAAGAAGCUGGUUGAGUUGAGGUUGGCGAAGUGUGGAAAUCUUGUAACUCUUCCAAGUUAUUUGGAAAUGAAUAAUCUAGAGCAGUUUAUUCUUGGAGGAUGCUUAAAGCUUGAGAUGCUCCCUGAGUUUGGUAAAAAUAUGACAAGUCUAUUUUUCCUUGAUGUGGCAGAAACUUCAAUCACCGAAGUUCCAUCCUCCAUUAUUCAUUUAAUAAAUCUCAAAUAUUUAGACUUGAGUUCUUGCAGGAGAUUGAAGUCAAUUGCAGAGCUUCCUCCAAAUUUAAUGAUUUAUGCAGGCAAUUGUCUCUCGUUGAUACCUGCAUUCGCGCUGCAGGAUCUCUAUGUAUCACAUGCAUCUAAGGUCCUUGAUCAUCAUCUCCUCCAUUUCCUAUACUAUUU